UACUAAGUCUUUCAAAUUCAGGUGUAUUUUGUACUUACAACACAUGCACAAUUCAACUAGCCAUAUUUCAAGUUCUCAAAAGUUAGACAUGGACAGCGCGACUUUCAAGACCCCAGACCCAUUGUUUGUAAGCACACUUGCCGGCGGGAUUGCACGGGUUAACCUCAGUCCCACCGCCGGAGAGGACCAGUAGGAGUAGCAAAACUCAGCUCUGCGGAGCAUGCCGGGAGUUGUAGUCUGCGCCCAUCCCCCACAGGUCUGAUGGGUGUUGUGGGCCUCGGCCCCGUGGAGCAUGCCGGGAGUUGUAGUCUGCGUCCAUCCGCCUGCAGGUCUAAUGGGCGUUGAGGGCCUCGGCAUGUCGGGAGUUGUAGUCCGCGCCCGCCUGUGGCGGGGUCUGCGUAUCAUGGCCGUCCACUCCGUGCUCCCGCACUGUGCCGCUUGGCCCCAGAAAGUUUCAGUUCUGCCCAGCGGUGGACCCACGAGCGCGUGCCACCAUGGAGUCUGACUUCUGACCGGCCCCAGGUAGGAGGCGCACAGCCAAGACCGCAGCCCGCAGCCUGCAGCCCGUCGCCAUGGCUGCCACCAGCGGGGAGGGCCAGCUCCAGAGGAUCAUCCGCGAUUUGCAAGAUGCGGUGACAGAACUAAGCAAAGAAUUUAAGGAAGCAGGAGAACCCAUCACAGAUGACAGCACCAGCUUGCAUAAGUUUUCUUACAAACUCGAGUAUCUCCUUCAAUUCGAUCAGAAGGAAAAGGCCACCCUCUUGGGCAACAAGAAGGACUACUGGGAUUACUUCUGUGCCUGCCUGGCCAAGGUCAAAGGAGCCAAUGAUGGGAUCCGAUUCGUCAAGUCUAUUUCGGAGCUCCGAACAUCUCUGGGGAAAGGAAGAGCAUUUAUUCGCUACUCCUUGGUGCACCAGAGGUUGGCCGACACCUUACAGCAGUGCUUCAUGAAUACUAAAGUGACCAGUGACUGGUACUAUGCAAGAAGCCCCUUUCUGAAGCCCAGACUGAGCUCUGACAUUGUGGGCCAACUCUACGAGCUGACCGACGUUCAGUUUGACCUGGCGUCGAGAGGCUAUGACCUGGAUGCUGCCUGGCCGACGUUUGCCAGGAGGACACUGGCCACCGGUUCUCCAGCUUACCUGUGGAAACCCCCCAGCCGGAGCUCCAGCAUGAGCAGUUUGGUGAGCAGCUACCUGCAGACUCAGGACAUGGGCUCCAGCUUUGACCUGAACAGCCCCUUAAACAACGAGGCACUGGAGGGCUUCGAUGAGAUGCGGGUGGAGCUGGACCAGCUGGAGGUGCGGGAGAAGCAGCUGCAGGAGCGAAUGCAGCAGCUGGACAGAGAGAACCAGGAGCUGAGGGCAGCCGUCAGCCUGCAGGGAGAGCAGCUGCAGGUGGAGAGGGAGAGGGGCCGCGCUGCAGCCGAGGACAACGCUCGCCUCACGCGCAUGAUGGCCGAGCUCCAGAAGCAGUGGGAGGUCACCCAGGCCACACAGAACACCGUGAAGGAGCUGCAGAAGUGCCUGCAGGCCCUGGAGCUGGGCGCUGCGGAGAAGGAGGACGAUUACCGCUCAGCCCUGCGGCAGCUGGAGGCCAUGCUGCAGCCCCUGGCGCAGGAGCUCGAGGCCACACGGGACUCGCUGGGCAGGCAGAACCAGCUCUUAGCUAAUGUCCCAGGUCCAUUGGGCACAGCUGAGCAGAAGGCAGAUGCAGCACUGAACACGAAGGGGCAGCAAGAGCUCAUCCCCAGUGACUCGUCCCUGGACGUCCGGGAGCUCAAUAGGCAGCAGAGUGCCCAGCUGGAGCAGCUGGCCAAGGAGCUGCAGCUGAAGGAGGAGGCCCGGGCCGGCCUGGAGCGCCUGCUGGGGGAGAUAGUCCCGCUCCAGGAACAGCUGCUGGGCAAGGGGCAGGAAGCAGCCCAGCUCCGGCGGCGGCUGCAGGAGUCGCUGGCCCACCUGAGCUCCCUAGAGGAAGAGCUGGCAGAGUCCAGGCAGGGGGAGCGGCGGCAGCGCGAGGAGAAGUUGCUGCUAGAGCAGGAGGCCAGGUCCCUGACGCGGCAGCUGCAGCUCCUGGAGACCCAGCUGGUGCAGGUGAGCCAGCACGUGAGUGACCUGGAGCAGGAGAAGAAGCAGCUCAUCCAGGACAAAGACCACCUCAGUCAGAAGCUGGGGAGGCUGGAGCGGCUGGCGGGGCAGCUAGGCCCAGACUCGCCGGUGGCGGGUGAGAAGAGCGGGGCUCCUGCCCCCGCGGACUCUGCCCUGCCACAGGCCUGCGAGAAGCCAGAGGAGCAGAGAGGCCUGCAGGAGGGACCCGGGGGUGACACCCGGAUGCGAAGGAGCGCCCAGGAGGAGGAGCUGCAGCAGGCCAACAGGGAGCUGGAGGCAGAGCUGCAGAGCAUGGCCGCGCGCAAUCAGCUGCUGGAGAACAAGCUGCAGGCCCUGCAGGCUGAUUACCAGGCGCUGCAGCAGCGGGAGGCAGCCAUCCAGGGCUCCUUGGCUUCCCUGGAGUCCGAGCAGGCCAGCAUCCGGCACAUGGGUGACCAGAUGGAGGCAAGCCUCCUGGCCGUGAAGAAGGCCAAGGAGACCAUGAGGGCUCACGUGGCGGAGAAGGAGGCUGCCCUGCAGAGCAAGGAGGCCGAGUGCCAGCAGCUGCGGGAGCAGACGGAGCAGUGCCGGCAGCUGGCAGAGGCCCGGGAAGGGGAGCUCAGGGCUCUGGAGAGCCAGUGCCGCCAGCAGAUGCAGCUGAUUGAGACCCUCACAGCAGAAAAAGGCCAGCAGGGGCUCUGCCCACCUCACGAGAAUGCAUCCCAUGAGCUAGCUGCCCAGCUGGCCCUGUCUCAGGCACAGCUGGAGGUCCAUCGCGGGGAGGCUCAGCGACUGCAGGACGAGGUGGUGGACCUCCGGGCCAAGCUCCAGGCAGCCCUGGGUGACCAGGAGAAGGUGCAGAGCCAGCUGAACGUGGCCGAGGCAGCUCUUCAGGAGCACAAGGCCCUUGUGCAGCAACUGAAGGAACAGAGCGAAGCCCUCAACAGGGCCCACGUCCAGGAGCUGCUGCAGUGCUCGGAGCGGGAAGGGGCGCUGCAGGAGGAGAAGGCCGAUGAGGCCCAUCUGAGGAUGGAGGAGCUCCAGGCCCUGCGGGAGGAGCUGUCCCAGGCAAAAUGCAGCUCCCAGGAAGCCCGGCUGGAACAUGCCGAGCUGCAGGAGCAGCUGCACCACGCCAACACGGACACGGCCGAGCUCGGCAUCCAGGUCUGCGCACUGACCGCGGAGAAGGAGCGGAUGGAGGCAGCGUUGGCCUGCACCGUCCGGGAGCUCCAGGAUGCGAAAGAGGCGGCCUCAAGGGAGCGAGAGAGCCUGGAAUACCAAGUGACAGGGCUGCAGCGAGAGAAGGAGAGCUUGCAGGAGAAGCUGAAGGUGGCCGAGGAGGCAGCCAGCUCACUGCCUGGCUUGCAGGCCCAGCUGGCCCAGGCUGAGCAGCGGGCCCAGAGCCUUCAGGAGACUGCACACCAGGAGCUCGACACCCUCAAGUUCCAGCUGAGCACCGAGAUCAUGGACUACCAGAGCAAACUUAAGACGGCCAGUGAAGAGUGCAGGAGCCUACGGGGCCAGCUGGAGGAACGAGGCCAGCGGCUGCAGGCCGCCCAGGAGGCUCUGGGGAAGCUGGAGGCCGCACAGGCAGACGUGGGAGAGAAGCUGAGCCGCACUAGCAGCCGUCUCGCGGAGUGCCAGGCUGCCGUGCUGAAGAAGGAUGAGGAGCAGGCCGCCCUGCGCGAACGCUUGGACAGGACCCAGAAAGAGCUUGAAAAAGCUACGACAAAAACCCAGGAGUAUUACAGUAAACUCUGCCAGGAGGCGACAGACCGGGAGAAGAAUGACCAAAAGAUGCUUGCCGACCUGGAUGAUCUGAAUAGAACCAAGAAAUACCUGGAGGAACGGCUGAUAGAGCUGCUCAGGGACAAGGACGCCCUCUGGCAGAAGUCAGAUGCCCUGGAAUUCCAGCAGAAGCUCAGUGAGGAGGAGAGGUGUCUCGGGGACACAGAGGCGAACCACUGCUUCGACUGCAAGCGGGAGUUCAGCUGGAUGGUGCGGCGGCACCACUGCAGGGUCUGUGGCCGCGUGUUCUGUUACUACUGUUGCAACAACUACGUCGUGACGAAGCCCAGCGGCAGGAAGGAGCGCUGCUGCCGAGCCUGCUUCCAGAAGCUCGGCGAGGGCCCCGGCUCCCCCGACAGCACCAGCUCGGGCACCAGCCAGGGAGAGCCCAGCCCCGCACUGUCCCCGGCCCACGCUGGGCCCCAGGCCGCCGGAGGCCAAGGUGCAAACACGGACUGCAGGCCUCCAGAUGACGUCGUGUUCGACAUCAUCACAGAUGAGGAGUUGUGCCAGAUACAGGAGGCCGGCUCCUCCCUGCCUGAAACACCCACCGAAACGGAUUCUUUUGACCCAAACGUGGCUGAACAGGACACCACGUCAAACUCACUAACCCCUGAGGACACCGAAGACAUGCCCCUGGGGCAGGACGCCGAGAUCUGCUUGCUGAAGUCGGGAGAGCUGAUGAUAAAAUUGCCCCUCACAGUAGAAGAGAUCGCCAACUUCGGGGAAGGCAACAGGGAGCUGUUUGUACGGUCCAGUACCUACAGCCUCAUCCCCAUCACUGUGGCCGAGGCGGGCCUCACCAUCAGCUGGGUCUUCUCUUCCGACCCCAAGAGCAUCUCCUUCAGCGUGGUCUUCCGCGAGGCAGAGGACACACCACUGGAUCAGUGCAAGGUCCUCAUUCCCACGACCCGAUGCAAUUCCCACAGGGAGAACAUCCAGGGCCAGCUCAAGGCCCGCACGCCAGGCAUCUACAUGCUCAUCUUUGACAACACCUUUUCCAGGUUCGUCUCCAAGAAAGUGUUUUAUCACUUGACGGUUGACCGGCCUGUGAUCUACGACGGGAGUGAUUUCCCGUAGCCCCGAGCACCCCAGUGUUAGAGGCUCCACUUUAUCCACAGGAAACACUACUCCCCCCACCCCCCACUCCCUACCCACAGCACAUCAGACACUAAAAAAACCAAAACAACAACGAAGGCAGCCACUGCGAAGCAGAUCGACGAAACGGCGACAGGCCCUCCGCUGCUCCGGGUGCCGCCACCCGGCACCGCGGGCUCCAGCAGUGUCACCCGGCACCGCGGGCUCCAGCAGUGUCACCCGGCACCGCGGGCUCCAGCAGUGUUCCCGCGGGCCAGGGGCCCGGCUGCCCUCACACCACAGGGGUGCCCCGCCAAAGGCUUAAACGCUCACGAGGCCACCCCACCGGCCUCUCCUGCAGGCACAGUUGGUUCCACACCUCCUGUGGAGCGUUUCCCAGGCCAGCGGUGGCAGCACCUUCCGCCCAGCCCGGGCCUGGGCAUCCUGAGUGACCGUGAGCAAGAUGCCCCGGCCAGACCUUGGCGAGGCCCUGGGGUCCUCCCAGGGAAAGGAGGCCUCAGGGCCAGUGUGAGAGUCAGGGCGCCCGGGCCCCGCCGGGGUCCCAGCCAGCCUCUUCCCGUCACGCCCCCCCCUUCCUGCCCCUGUCUCGGCCAUUUCAGAGGGGCCUCUGGGUGCACCUUCCCCGGCCCCUCUCUCUGGGCGAGGCCUCUCCGCUGCUCCGACGUCACCCUAAGAAUCAGCACGGAGCUUCAUCCACGAGCAGGAGCCCCCGUGCUGAGGGGCCGGGGGGCCGAAGCCAGAUGCUGGCUCACGGCGACACCGUGACCGAAACGCGGGCUUGCGCCCUGGCCUCGGGGCGCCGCCCCUCCGCUGGCGGCCUGUCUGCGUUCGCGUGAGAGCUGCCUCCUCACCCGCAGACACGUUUACUCGUGGUCAGAAUGAGGGUGAGAACCACUUUUAAAAACAGGUCUUUAACAGAAAUCUUUGGUACCUCAGAUGUGAACGGGUGCCAUUCGUGAACCUGCUGUCUGUUCACCUUGUGGUCCCCUCCCCGCCUGCCAGGCUCCCCGACACCCUGUCGCCCACUGCUCCACCCGCACCCGAUGCCGUCUCCCCUGGGGCAGACGAGGCCUGUUUCUGGACCAGGGGAUAAUCUCGUUCUCCGUGGCCCCUUCCCCCACCACAGAGCUCACCUUCAAUGGCCUCUUUGUCCCUUGUUCACAGAGGCCAGCCGCAUAUAGCCAGGGUCCUGGGCCCUCCCUCCACAGAUGAGCAUCUGACGAAGUGGCCCGCUGUGGCCAGGAGCGAGGGAGAGCACUGGGCAGGGGUCUGCGGGUCUGGGCGCUUGGCUAGGGUGGUCCUCCAGCCAGCCUGGUGACCUAGUCAGGUCCCACCACCUCAGGCUUCGUGUUGUCAUCGCAAGCCUGUUCUGACUGGUUUGGAGAGCUGGACAAUGGGUCAGGGACCCCAGGCUAAGUCCAGCACAGCCCCCCACCCACUGUGCUCCAGCAGAAGACUCUUGAGGGGCAGGCAGAGAUGACAUCUGCAGUGGACUCAGAGCUCUCGUGUAAACCAGAGGCUUGAGUCCUUCCAGGCACAGGGAUUGAUGGACAGAACCUUCCAGAGCGAAGCUGGGUCUCGUGCUCUCUUUCCUCAGGACGGCGGCCUCUGACAGACCCCGUCAGGGUCUCCAGCAUCUCCCACAGGCCAAGGCCCUGGUGGUGCUCAGUACCAGAACCGAAAACAGCCAGGCCCCCAGAGACUCCCUAGCCACCACUUGUCCCCACAGGCAUGCCACACAGCCUGAGGAUUGUUCCAGAGCAAAUUAUCCUGUCUUUGAAUCCACCCACCCUAGGAAAAUAAUCACAAGUAGCUGCUUCACCACAUGAAAGAAACUUAAGAGAACCCGGAGUGUCCGGGAACCUUGUUUUGAGCGCUUAGCUUUCCCAGGAUGCUGUGGAGGCUGGCCCAAGCUGAUGGCCUGCUGGUGGCAUCCCCGCCAUCUGCAGCUAGAGCCACCAGCUAGUGAGUAGCUGAUAAGUUUCCUGCAAAAGGCCUGGGACAUUCCAUCCAAGACCCGUUCUGAACCUCUGUCACUUGGCCCAGCAGGGGACCUACGGCAGCUUUAAAAGCCACUUGGCUCUUCAGCCUAGAGCCACUUCUCCAGGAGAGCAGGGGACCCUGGUGUGCGCUCCUUGCUUGCUGGCUGCAGUCGUGCAAACAGGCCUCUGCUGCACUCCGAGGACUGCCCCACGCCCGCGGUCCGGUCCUGCCUCUGGCGUAUUUAUUUUUUGUUCUGGAUGGACUCCUGUCCUUUGUUACUUUGCUGUGUGAGCUUGAGUUUGUGGUGCACUCUGCAGCUAGAGAACAUCUCGGCCUGCUUAAGUGUGGCUUGUAUAAAUAGCUUGGUUAUUUUAAAGAGGCUCCCAGCUUUGCUGAGAUUUGGAGGUUGGGUACUUUAAAAAAAUGCAAAUGACAAUGAGGAACAGCUAUUAACAGCAGGCGCCAGGCCAGCAGAUAGAAUCGCAGUAGAAAUCAACAAGAAGGAAACACCCUUGGGAUCCCAGAUCACUAUUUAAAAAGCAAAAAUCCAAAAAAAACCUAGCAGCGCCUCGAUGGCCCAGCUCUCUGAAUAACAGCCGCUCAGUACUGAUACCAGCUGCCUUGUUCACCUCAGCUUCGGAAGCCACUAAUCGGCCUCACUGAAAAGGCGGUCUCUGUCAGGCAUACUUGUCCCCAACAAGGAAGGGUGUUUUAAGGUAAAGUGUGGCCUCUGCAGAGCUGUGGCCGGAGCCCACCGGACUCCAAGAAAAGGCAAAGAACUUCUCGAGCAGGAAUCGAACCGAAAAACCCCACAGCGUUUAGAGAGCACAAUUGAAAAGCCCUGUAAUGUAACUCAAAGUUCAAGGGGAUGGUCCUUCUGAACUUUUUCAGUCGUCACCCACCUGAAGUGAUGAAGCUGUUCCAGAUCACAGGAAAGGAAAUCCCUGUUUGGGGAUGAAACCUUAGAGUCUGUGUUUUUUGACUCUUCUGCUUAGAUGUCCACCAAGAGAAUUUUAUAGGCGUUCCAUUUGUAAAAGUCCACGUAGGUCAUUGCACAUGAGGCCAUUUGUGGUCCUUGGAGCCAGGAGACUGUUGAGUCAGCCAUUCAUGCUGACAAAACACCCAAAAGAUACUUUUUAGUAGAGCAGAGCCUUGGGUGAGUUUUUCUCAUUUUAUCGUGAUUCUUCCAAGGAAGCAGGAAAGACAAUAAUUGCCUUUUUUCUCUUAAGUACUUUUUCAAAAUAAUGAAGUAGAUCUUUCCAUUUUGGGAGGCGUUUCUGAUAAAAAGGCUUCCAUAGAACUUUGCGCUGGUGUUAUCCAGAGACGCUGCUGCCUCUGGUGGCUGCGGAGCACACUCAGGCCUCAGCUGGGUGGCUUCUGAUCAGAACUGCACUUUAAUUGACUAAUCCUCAAUUCUCGCGGCCUUACGGGAUAGUGGAUCUGGGAACCCACUUCAUUCUUAUCUGCCAAAGAAUUACCCAGAAGCACAUCAGAUGCCAACGCCCCGCCUGCAGGGGGGCGGGGAGAAACUCUAUCCCAAAACGUAUUUCUUUGUGGCAUCUGCUGCACCAUUUGGAAAUGUUUUUAUUUUUAACCUCAGGAUUUAAAUAAACACUAUGACAUUGAGA
This is a messenger RNA of Pteropus alecto (black flying fox), 8584 nucleotides long. It is a transcript of the gene FYCO1, whose product is annotated as FYVE and coiled-coil domain containing 1. Gene Ontology annotation, biological process: plus-end-directed vesicle transport along microtubule; positive regulation of autophagosome maturation. The coding region runs from base 573 to 4955 and encodes 1460 amino acids. The record is from RefSeq and is a predicted model, not a curated record. Gene Ontology annotation, cellular component: lysosome; autophagosome; late endosome. The transcript is spliced from 18 exons. Gene Ontology annotation, molecular function: metal ion binding. Lineage: Eukaryota; Metazoa; Chordata; Mammalia; Chiroptera; Pteropodidae.